CCUGGAGGUCCCCUCUUCACGCGUUAAGUGUCCAAUACCGAGCUUGGGUCUGAUGGUAGAAUGCGAUGCUGCGAGCGUGCGAUCUCCAGCAAGUAUAGGUACCAUGCAGGUGCGUAUUAUUCACUGCUUUGGAUCAGUCCCUGGAUCACUUAGUACAUCGAACUUCAUGGCUUUCUGGGCGUCUAUACCUAAGUAUGGACUUAGCUGUCAAGGCCAACAUUCUUCCCGCCAGCCGUAUCUCCGAAAUCUCCCGCCGUCGCUCGAGAGCCGAAACCAGGAUACCGCCAAGAAAGACAGCUUCACUCGCACUUUGACCUGGCAUUCCAGAUUUCGCCUUGUGUCGACUGCAUCGCCCUCCGCUCACGCAAAGCAGCGUGUAGACGUCACCAAAUUGCGACUCGCCAAAUGCCGAUUAUAGCCGAAAAGUCCUUCCGGCGUCUAUUCGAGCAUUCAUCCUGUUGAGCCAUGCGUACAGAAGCAAUCUACGAAAAUCGGAUGCGAGAUGAUGAAUGGACAAAACCGGACGCUUUCAUUCCUUUCAUCGAGCAACUGGUAUGUUGCAUACGUCGAGGACCGAGUAUGCUCUGUGCGUAGCGAAGGGACGUCGAUAAUGAACGAUGCUUGAAUCCCGGCCGCUGGGAACAUCGUCGCUCCGUAGUGAGUCGUGGUCCUCAAAUAGACGUGCGGCAACAACAUCAAUGCUCCACCGUCUUACUCUCUCUAGAGCCUCCUCUGUCAUCCCCUUUACUCUCAGAUCUCCGUCUUGCUCUUCCAAUAACCAUGGCACGGGAAAGCGCACUUGAUCGGUCUCUUCGUCAAGCCCUUGAAGACCGCGCCGAAUCUGGCAUGACCAUCAUCGACCUGUACAAGCGUCCGUUCCCCUUUGCCCCCGACCUCUUCUCCAACGACUACCUCUCCCUGGGCAAAGACCCCAUCCUGCGCAAAAACUUCCUCAAUAGGCUCGAGACCAGUCCCAACCUCUUCGGUUCGACUGGCUCACGGUACGCCAACGGUGACUCGGCGGGCCAUCAGGCGCUCGAGCGGCGUCUGGAGGACCACUACCGUGCCGGCUGUACGCUCCUCUUCAACUCGGGGUUCAACGCGAACCUCGGUUUCUUCGGAUCUGUCCCGCAACCGGAGGAUGUGCUCCUCAUUGACGAGCUUAUCCAUGCCUCGACGAGGGAGGGUAUCCGCCUCUCUGCCGCACGGGACAAUAUGUACCGCUUCCCCCAUAACUCAAUCGACGGCUUCCGCGAGACGCUCAACAAGGUCCUGAAGAACCAUUCGAAGAUCGGCGCAGGCGAGGCAACCGUGUUCGUCGCAGUAGAGAGCCUCUACAGUGUCGAUGGGGACUUCGCGCCACUGAAGGAGAUCGUCGAGAUCGUCGAAGAGCUUGUGCCGGCUGAUAGUGCGCACAUCAUUGUCGAUGAGGCGCAUACCACCGGUAUUUGCGGCCCACACGGAGAGGGUUACGUCUCGCUCCUUGGUCUCAACAACCGUGUUCACACUACCCUGCACACCUUUGGCAAGGCGGUGAACAUGAUGGGCGGUGUUAUCAUCACCACGCCUGCCGUUCGGCUCCAUCUCACCAACUUCGCGAACAACAUCAUCUUUUCUACUGCCCUCCCUCACGCCCUCAUCCACGCCAUUAAUGCCAUCUUCGACGUUAUUGCCAGUCCACGCGGAGACGAGGCACGACGAAACCUCGUCGAGAACUGCAAAUAUGGCCACGCAGCGCUGAGCGCAGCGCUCAAGGACAUCCCAGAUGACAUCCUCGCCGUCGACGACAGCCCCAAUGCGCAUGUCGGCGAGCUUUACUCACCCAUCAUCCCCGUCUUCGUAACCAAAGCUCAGGAGCUCGCCGCGUUCCUGAUCGAGCGCGGGUACGCACCCACGCCGCUCACCUUCCCUGUCGUACGUCGACCGCGCAUUCGCACGCUUAUGCAUGGAGGGAACACUAAGGACGAGAUUGACGGGUUCAUUGCGUGUCUAAGGGAGUGGGCACUCGCGCAGCUUGCGACGACGACGGAUAUGCUUACACCGCGGGCGAGACUGUGAGGUUGUGUGCGAUCCUUUGAGAGGGCUCGACAUGCCUGGUCUGGACUUUUUAUCUUGGUAAAGCCAUGGCUGAUCGAUUGGUUUCUCGUUUAUUAUACAAUUAUUGUGCACUAGAUUGCGUUCUCUGUUACUUUGCUAUAUUCGCCAUUUGAGCUUGGACCUCACUUCUUUGCGUCUCUCGCUCUCUUCCGCAACACCGCGUUCAUAUAUUCUCGCUCCUGCAGCCUGACCCUUGUGAAGGCGGUACUCAACUUUGCAACCUCCUGCCAUCUCUCUCGUCGUUCCUCGAAGUGUUCAUCACCGUGCCCCCACGGUGCUAGGUCGCAGGCCAUUAUCGUCUUCACGGUAGGACAUACGUCUGACAAGACUAGAGCCACCUCCGUAGGGUCGUCAAUCGGCGAAUCCCCCACCAGCAAGAAUGUGAGCUUGCUGUAUACGCCUCGGCCCGGCCGUUUUGGCGACAAGCCCCCACGGGCGCGUGCAUCGAAUACGAUGCCCAGAUCUGUCAAAAAGCGACAGUUCUGCAGGAUUGACAGGAACCCCUUGAAGGUCACCCGUGAUAAACCCCCCCAGCCAGUCAUGCCGCACAAGUUGAGAUUAGUCAUUGCGGGCCAGUAUUCCGAGAGCAUCUUAACGUCGUUGUCAUCGAGCGAGAACGGGACGCCGACAGCGAGGAUCAGCCUCUGGAGGUCCUUGAACUUCGACAGCGGUUGGAUGUCGGCGAAUGUGAGGGUCUGAGGUGGGUCAUCCCAUUCGGGAUCGCUUCCUUGGACGUCGACACAGAUCUCAAGCGCGCUAUCAUCGCCAGCGCGAAGUAUAUGGGAAAGAACGUCGCGGACAUCGUCGACAGUCGAACGGGUCGCUGAGAUUAUGCAGAUAGGUGGAAAACGUGGGAUGUAUGGGAGUAAGUGCGAUACGUCCCCUAACCAAUCGUUAGAAGUGACGGCGAGGCACUUGAGGUUCUGGAACAAGGAAUGGCUUUGUAGCUGCUCGUACCGUUGGUCACUGUGCACGACGAACGCUAGAUCUUCGAGGCUCUCCAAUUUGUUGAGGUAAUUCAGAGCGUUGAUGUUGAUGAAUCCGCAGUUGAGCUCUAGUAGCUUAGGCAGACCCAGGACCAUCUCGGAGACUGCGUGUUCGUACAAAUCGUCCAGGUCGUCACCUCGGACUCGGAGAUGAGUUAUGCCCGUGCAGCGGUUCGUGAUGCCAUACAAGAAUGACUUGGCGACAAAUUGUUCGUCGUCAUCAUCGGUAUCGGGAAGGUGCAUGGACAGGCUCGUGAGUUGAGGCCCACAUAUGGCACUCAAGAAAGUGUACCCCUCGCAUCGAUCGUCCGCCCAGUCAAGGCACUGCAAGUUAGGGAAGAGAGGCGAGGAGCCACUCGGAAAGCUGAGUAACGUGAAGGCCAAAUUGC
Messenger RNA from Coniophora puteana RWD-64-598 SS2, 3472 nucleotides. Its product is annotated as 8-amino-7-oxononanoate synthase. Bases 781 to 2058 code for a protein of 425 amino acids. Lineage: Eukaryota; Fungi; Basidiomycota; Agaricomycetes; Boletales; Coniophoraceae. Gene Ontology annotation, molecular function: pyridoxal phosphate binding. The record is from RefSeq and is a predicted model, not a curated record. Gene Ontology annotation, biological process: biosynthetic process. The transcript has 4 exons.